Impatiens glandulifera is the source of this 5714-nucleotide messenger RNA. RefSeq lists its product as uncharacterized. Gene Ontology annotation, cellular component: nucleus. Gene Ontology annotation, molecular function: metal ion binding. NCBI's taxonomy places the organism in Eukaryota, Viridiplantae, Streptophyta, Magnoliopsida, Ericales, Balsaminaceae. Bases 66 to 5561 code for a protein of 1831 amino acids. The transcript has 6 exons. The record is from RefSeq and is a predicted model, not a curated record.
UUGAAAAAUCAAAAGAAAGGAAAUCUCCUUCUGUUACAGAGCAGAGCGAUCGAUAGUGGUUAAACAUGGACAUGAAGAUGCGGAAUCACCACAAGCACACCAGAUAUGCAUCACCUCUUCCUCCGCCGUCGACCUAUUUCAACGAUCUUCAUCACUACAAUCAACAUCCUACAAUUCCGCCACCGCCUUUCUCUACUCACUCUACUCCUCCGCCGCCGUCUUCGUCGUCAUACAAACCGCAACAAUCUCAAUUCACCUUCAGCAAGCACGACAACCAUCGGCUGGUUGAAAACGAUACGCGUAGACAAAAAUCCGUUUACGUACCCCAUCACAAUCCUUCCCCACCUAGGGUUUCAAAGCGCACUUUGUUGGAUUAUAAUCAGCCUCGCUUUUAUAAACAAGAAUCUCAAAAUAGGCUUCUCGAUUACAGUUCAUCAAAAGUUGUUGUACCGGAAAGUCGUCGACCCUUCGGAUUGGUCAGAGAAGAAGAUAAUCACCAUAGUGGAAUCAGUAGAACGCAGGUAUUGUCGUAUCGACCGUUUGAUAAUCGUAGGCUUGAUGUAGAAGGUAGAUUUAGGUUUAGAGAUGAGUUUCAAUCUAAGCACUCAGAACGAAUUGAUAGUCGUGUUGACGAUUACCAGCGUAGUCAUGACAGUUAUGUCUCUGAAAUUAGAGAAACUUCAAGAAUUCCCUUGUAUAGCGAGUCACAUAGUGGUUCUAGAUCUAAGUUGUCUGUAUCAAAGGAUUUUGGAGCGGAUCCGGGAAACUAUCAGUCCUUUGAUCAUUAUUCUUUAGAUAGUGACAGAUUUCUGCAUAAUAAGGAAUUGGAUUAUCGGGAACUGUCUGGUGUUCGUGCUAGGUUAGGGAACCAAUUUGACUCUGACGAUGGAGAUGAAAUUUCUCCCUUGCAACAUCGCCCUCAUAUUUAUCCAUCUGGAAAAUCCAACUAUAGAGGGAACAAGGAAGGUAACCACGAUUUUCUUCAGGUUACACAGAAGAAAAUCCAAAAGAAGAGUGUUUUACAGAGACUUCAGUUUGUUAAUCCCGGUAAUAAUAACAGAAGCAACGGACAACAUCUCUCUUUUGCCCAAUCAGUUGGUACAGUGCCAAAUAAUUUACGAGGAAAAGGUGUCGUUUCUUAUCCUGAAAAGAGAAGAGAAGAAGAUAGAAAGGAAAGCAUCGUAGAACUGGAUGUAUGCUUUAAUUCUAAUGGCUUAAUAGCAAAGACAAUUGUGCCUACAUCAACUGAUGAUGAAUCUCAUGUGAACUCAAGACAAAGAAAUAAGAAGUUGAGGGAACUGGAAUAUCCAUUGAAAUAUCUCAUUUGUUCAACAAAUAGCACAAUUAAGCCAGAUUCUGUGACGCCGGAUAGGUUUGAAUGCCUUUCAGAUUCUUCUAGGGAUUCAAAGAUUUUGAAUGAGAAUUGUAUGAAACCUUCCCCUCUAAGCAUUUGUGCUGGUGGUUCUCCUGGAAAUAUGAGUUCAAAAGAAUUAUUAUCUAAAAAGACUCGUCAUGCCAUUCCUUCAUAUGCAAGUCCCCCUUUGGCUUUUAGAAAGAAAAAACUCAUUAGGCCACUCUCUCAUAUGUCAAAUUUGGAAGUAAACAAAAAAGAUUCAGUUGCUAUUAUUAAGUCGGAUGGUUCCAAAAAUAUUCAGUCUCAAGAUUCCCUUUGCAAUGUAACUUCAGGUGAGGCGAAUAACUAUUCAAGCUCUGAUCUCGUGCAUGACAUUGUUUUGCAGUCUUCUCCUCGUCAAAUUACUGCAUUGCUUGAUAAUAAGUUGAGUGAAGCUUCAUGUGUUUUAUCACCAGAGACAAAUGGAGUUCACUCUUAUUCUAAUAAAGCAUGCAUACCAUAUAUGGAGGCACAAGCAAAUACAAAUAUCUCAGGCCCUUUUCUGGUUUCAGUUUAUCCUUUAGAGACUGAAGGUGAUCUGCAUACUCUAACUGCUAGAGUGCCUGGAUGUGUUGAUUCUUUUGCUAGCACUAAUUCAUAUGAAGAUUCAAUCAAGUUGAAGCUUGGGGAGGGUGAUUCUGAUAUUCUUUUAGUGGGCGGCAUUCAGCCACAAUUACCUGUGGAUAAGUACUCUUUAUCACGUAAAUCUGUGGGAGGCAAAACUGGUUGCCUUUUAUCACAUCCUGCAGAAACCGAAGUUUGCAGAAAUCAUUAUAGUUCAGUGAGCUUCGAUAAUACACAUGCUGCGAAGAAGGAAAAUCCUUUCUCUAGUGUUGAUUCUUCAGCAAUUGAGUGUACAUUUAAUCAGACUUCUGUUUUGGGAGAUAAUAUAUCUGUUGAUGAAGAUCAAAGACCUACCAUUUCCCUAGUUAAAGAUAGUGAUAUGAUUGGACACCUGAAAAAAAAGGACCAUAUUGAUGUCAGUGAAACUGUCACUGAUGUUGUAGGAGUUAACAUUAGCGCAGCCAAUUUGCUGGACGGGAAUGGGAAAACCGAAUCUCACAUGAAUCUUGUUUCUAAUCUAGCUAAAACUGAUUGUGACCGUGUAGGACCAGGUCCAGAAGGGGAGACUUUGCUGCUCCAGAAUAAUCUCAUUCAAGGACCCACAGUAACUGCAGCAACUAGCAAUCUAAACAUUAGUCCUGUUAAGAAACAACCACAUAGGAAGAGGGAAACUGAGGAUACCGAAAUUGAUUCGUUGAAGUCAACCUGCUAUGAUUUCAGCCUGACUGUACAUAGCCUUUUACAUCAAGAAGAGGAGAAAUCCAGUUGUAGGGACAAUGAUGAUGGGCAUGGUAGAAACAAAAGAGACUAUGCUAUGCUUUCAGUCGGUGAAUCUGUAACAGGAACUUCUCCCAGAUGUAAGAAGACAAGGUAUAUCAGUGCACCUGUUUCAAGCUUCCCAACAGUAUCCCAGAUCCGUGAUGGUCCUAGUUGCACCGAGGAAUUGACUUUCGACUCUGAUAAGUUUUAUACUGAGACAGAAGAUAGAGUUAAUGAAUCUAACAUCAACAUAUCAGAUUCAUUUGUGCUUGGGGACAAUGAAAUAGGUGAUCCUUCACUUGAUGUUACUGAUAUGACAGGAAAAGAUGUUAUCUGUAUUGAUUCAAAACUUGAUCCAGAAAUAGCUCAGAUAACAUGUCUGGAUGACCAUAACAAUGUUGAGCAUUCCCUAAACUUUUCUACAAUUAACAGUUGUUGCCAAAACAACAAUUCUUCCAUACGUCAAAUAGAGAGUACUCCUGAAGCAAACACCACUCUUAAGAUCAAUUAUUUUGAUGCUCAUGGACAAGAUGAACAUCAUAGACAACAAUAUGCAGAUAUGGAGUGUGACAACGUUUUGCCUGACAAAGAUGGUUUACCUUCUGUGUCAAAUUCUCCAUCUCUAUAUUUGGAUAGAAAUGAAGCCUCUACUGCCUUUCCUAAUAGAGCAUCUCCCGACACCUUGUUCACAGGUGAGGAGGAUUCACAGUUUGUGGAGCAAAACUUUGAGAUUGGGAAUACAAAUUUUGAGAAUCUUGUUUCUGAAAGUAGGACACCUUUGGUAUCUUUUGAAAAAAUUUCAAUAACUAGUAUGUGCAGUCCGAAUUUAGGCAAUACAAUGGUGAGUUCGCACACAAUUCCUACUAAGACCGGGCAUUCUCUUCUGCAACCUACUCCAAGAAGCAGGACACUUAGAAAUAAUCAUCUGAAUGAUGCAAUUCUUAGAGUCUUACCCGGUUAUUCAAAACUAAAGAAGGCAGUUCCCCCAGACAAUAAGGUGAAAUCCCGAACUAGCUAUCGAACAGGAAAACCUCCUUCCUUGCCUAUCUGUGGAAAGAAUAACUUGAAUGCUGUUUCUUUGCAAAAGCAGUUGCCUACAAAUAAUGAAAAGGUUCACAAUGCUUAUGUUUGGAAAGGCAACAGUAUUGUGAGAAAACUUUAUACUGUUCCUGCUAAAUCUUUGAGCUCGCCUGGACUUGAAAGCAGUAUAAAUGGGUUUAAUUCAUUGAACUGUUUGAAAUCAGAACUCCUUCAACAGCCAAAGACACCGUUACUCAGAAGUAAAUUAUUUGAUUGCCCAAAUAUUUCCUCACAGAAUUCUGCAUCUGUGCAAGUGAUAAAUCCUCCUGCAGAGACUUCUUCUGAGUUUAUUUUGGGUGUUUUGGAACAAGAAGAAAAUGCCAGUAUCCGGAAUCCUUCACAAACUCCUCAAAAUCAAACAUGUGUGACUGGAAGUCACAAUGUCAUAAGCAAUGAAAGCUCAAAAUCUGGGAUGGGAUGGAAGAUGAUAUGCAUGAAAUCAAAUCAGUUAGUUGCAUCAUCUAGUCCUACUGAUCUGUCUGUUCAGAAUUCAGUACAGACUGAUGUUUUGCCUUCUUUUGAUGGUUAUGUCAAGUGGAAGGAAAAUCAUCUCAGAAGACCACUUGAAGACCAAGCACCGAAAAAUAUAGCCCUUCGUGAUGCUUCUUCCAAUGAGACUUGGCCUGUAAGAAAAAAUGUUAGGCGUUAUUGUGUCUUCAGUAGGAACGUUUUGGCUUGUAGAAAAAGAGAUGCAAUUUACACAAGGUCCAAGCAUGUCUUCUCUGGUGGGAUGUCCACAAUACUGAGUAUUGGUGGGUCUAGUUUCGAAAACACCACAGGGAAGAGGAUGUACAGGAUUGGCUCCUUCUAUUACAAAAUGGAUCUAUCAAGACGAACUCUCCAAAGAAUUUCAGGCGACUUAUCAGGCUCGGGUAAGAAUCAUGCUGGAGCAGAUACAAAAAUAUGUGUUGUUCCCCAAAGGCUCCAUAUUGGCAAUGAUGGUAGCAGAUACAAGCGCUUAGGAAAUGGAAAUCAGCUUAUUCGAUAUCCCAAAAGACGAGCGCGGAUUUUAGCAAGUGAGAUAGUAAGAUGGAGUUUGCACACUGCCAGAUUGUGUCUUGCCAAGAAAAACACAUAUUGUCAUUUCUUCACGAGAUUUGGUAAAUGUAAUAAAGAUGAUGGAAAAUGCCCUUAUAUUCAUGACUUAUCUAAGAUUGCAGUUUGUACAAAAUUUAUUAAGGGUUCAUGCUUCAAUCAAGGCUGCAAGUUGACUCAUAAGGUUAUUCCUGAAAGGAUGGAAGACUGUUCUUAUUUUCUUCAAGGGUUAUGCUGCUACGAGAACUGUCAAUAUAGACAUGUAAAUGUGAACCCAAAUGCCCCAACUUGUGAAGGUUUCCUUAGAGGCUAUUGCUUGCAUGGUGAUGAGUGCCGGAAGAAGCACAGCUAUGUUUGUCCGGUCUUUCAAUCCAUUGGAAGAUAUGCAGAAGGCUCCAAGUGCAGACUCCACCCGAAAAGGCGUUUGAAAGGAAAGAGAAAGAUAAGGAAAAACGACACCAAAGAAUCAAACAAUGCUGAAGGGCAAUACUUUGGCACUAGUACUUGUAUUGACAAUGCUGAUUGCAGCAGAUCAACAACAGAUCAAGUAAACAAGGAUCUUUUCUUCCAAGAAGGAAGGUUGGCCGAUUAUAUUAGCCUCGGUGUAGAAGAAGUCUUUAGUACUAUAAUUGAGGAUUCAAGCUUAUCUUCAGAUAUGGAAACACAAAUAAAACCCGCAUUUGUUCUUAAUAGAAGUUCGGCAAAGGCUACUACUAGGUUUCUAGGUUAAGUUUUUGGUUUGCAUUUCUUUUGAAUAAUAUAGCUUGUAAAGAAGUGCUUGAGAAACAAGCACAUUUACUAGUGAAGUUGGAAUGUAAGUAAAUAUUGAAAACAUUAUAUUUUAUUUUGUCACAAUUAAUUUUACUCUUUAAUUGGAAAACCC